This is a messenger RNA of Camelina sativa (false flax), 1965 nucleotides long. Its product is annotated as L-ascorbate oxidase homolog. NCBI's taxonomy places the organism in Eukaryota, Viridiplantae, Streptophyta, Magnoliopsida, Brassicales, Brassicaceae. The record is from RefSeq and is a predicted model, not a curated record. Gene Ontology annotation, molecular function: copper ion binding; oxidoreductase activity.
AGUCAUUUGUUCGGUUACUACAAACUUUUAAGCUUUCUCUUCCAAGCUUUUUCUUCUUCCUCAUCAUCAAAAUUCAAGAUAUAUAGCGCUAUAGAUAGAGAGAGAGAGUAUGGGGUGGUGGCUAAACGGCGGCGUCAGGACUAUAAUGAUGGCAAUGACCAUCAUUUCUUUUGUACAUGCUGAAGAUCCCUACCGUUUUUUCGAUUGGAGGGUCACUUACGGCAACAUUUCUCCACUUGGCAUUCCUCUUAAGGGGAUCUUGAUCAAUGGACAAUAUCCAGGACCCGAUAUUUACUCAGUCACCAAUGACAAUUUGAUCAUCAAUGUUCACAACGAGCUCGACGAACCCUUUCUCUUAUCUUGGAACGGAGUGCAACUGAGGAAGAAUUCUUACCAAGAUGGAGUGUAUGGGACGACUUGUCCAAUCCCACCGGGCAAAAACUACACUUAUGCAAUCCAAGUCAAAGACCAGAUUGGUAGUUUCUUCUACUUCCCUUCCCUCGCCGUUCACAAAGCUGUCGGUGGUUUCGGCGGUUUCCGUAUUCUCAGCCGCCCUCGCAUCCCCGUCCCUUUCCCUGAACCUGCUGGAGAUUUCACUUUCUUAAUCAGUGAUUGGUUUGAGCGUGACCACAAGACUUUGAAGGCACUUUUGGAUAGAGGACACAAGCUACCUUUGCCUCAAGGGGUUUUGAUCAAUGGCCAAGGAGUCAGUUUUUCUUCUUCUCUCACCGUCGAGAAAGGUAAAACAUACAGAUUCAGAAUAUCGAACGUAGGGAUUCAAAACACUCUGAAUUUUAGAAUACAUGGUCAUCAAAUGAAGCUCGUCGAGGUUGAGGGAACACAUACAGUCCAGUCCAUGUAUACCUCACUCGACAUUCACGUUGGACAGUCUUACUCCGUCUUGGUCACCAUGGACCAACCUGACAAAGACUAUGACAUUGUCGUCUCCACAAAAUUUGCGGCCAAAAAACUUUUGGUCUCAUCCACUAUUCACUACUCCAACUCAAGAAGACAUAACAAAACAUCUCCUUCUGUCCACGUUGAACCACCACCACCUGCCGAUGAACUAGAUUGGUCUAUCAAACAAGCCCGGUCCAUUAGGACAAAUCUAACUGCGUCUGGGCCAAGGCCUAACCCUCAAGGCUCAUAUCACUAUGGUCGAAUCAAAAUCUCUAGGACUUUAAUAUUGGAAAGCUCUGCGGCACUUGUGCAUAAGAAGCAACGCUACGCCAUAAACGGAGUGUCGUUUGUAGCUGCAGAUACUCCGCUUAAGCUUGCGGAUUACUUUAAGAUCAAAGGCGUUUUUAAAGUGGAGAGCAUCCCUGACAAGCCGAGGAGAGGAGUAGGGAUGAGAAUGGAUACGUCAGUGAUGGGAGCAAACCACAGGGAUUUCUUUGAAAUCAUAUUUCAAAACCGCGAGAAGGUCGUCCAAAGUUACCACCUCGAUGGAUACAACUUCUGGGUUGUCGGGAUGGAUAGAGGAACAUGGACAAAAGCGAGUAGACGAGAGUAUAAUUUGAGGGAUGCUGUUUCUCGCUCCACUACUCAGGUAUAUCCAGAAUCUUGGACAGCCGUAUAUGUGGCACUGGACAAUGUGGGGAUGUGGAACUUAAGGAGUGAAUACUGGGCGAGGCAAUACUUAGGACAACAAUUCUACCUCCGAGUUUAUUCUCCAGCUCACUCUCUAAGAGAUGAAUACCUUUUGCCUAAGAAUGCUUUGUUGUGUGGCCGAGCCUCCAAUAAACAACACACGCCCAUAAUCACUCCUUGAAAUCGUAUUGGCUUGAUUGUAUGAUCAUACCAAUCGUAAAUGGAUGAUUUAGGGAUAUAUUCUAUUUUAAUAUAUUAAGUUCUUUAUUCUUUUAUAUAUUUAUAGCGAGGUAUACAUUUUAAUAAAUUUUCCCUUUUAAUUAUGUAUAUCUAAAUUAAUGAAAAAUUAUAAUGGAUACAAUAGUGGAUUGUCUA